AAUGGACAGUACCACUUCAGAACCACUUCAGAAUGCCACCAAGGGAAGAGCUUCUUCCCUGACAGGAGAGUCUCCACCCCCACCCCACCCCCAUUUCUACCUCAACUGCCACAGGUUUGCUGAGCUGUGGGAACAUGUAGCACCGGAUAUAGGAGCCCACCAAUGCAGCACUGAAUGUUCAGCAUGUUUGAAAAACUUCUUGGCUAUAAAAUGCCAUGUGUUGGACCCCUUCACAACCAGUAACAUCUGAAGCCUGCCUAUCCUGAAGCUGGUUGAGGCGCUUUCAGACUGCACACAGGACUGCAGACCGUGGCACAUCUCUGGGACCUGCAAUGACAAGUCUGAACAAUAGCCAUGCAGAGAAAACCAGUGACAUGUCUUCAAAGCAACCAGCGCCAAAAGUGCAGGUUCAGCGAUCUGUUUCCCGAGAAACCAUCACCAUUCAUUUCUCGGCAUUUGGGAAGGAGGAAGAGGAGGAGGAGGAAGCGUUCAAGGAGUCUCCCACUGAGGCACUGGAUGACCAAAGCAUUGUAACAGCACUUGAAGCUAAGGAAGACUUGUGCUUUGAUCAUGGUGACCAGGACUCUUCCGGUCCCACUACCUCGCUUAAUAUGGCUGCAUCCCCACUCACCUCAUCUCCCACACUUAUGCCAACUGUAAAGCUGUUGGAGUCUUCAGCAUCCCAAGUGUUCAGUGCGGUGCCAUUAGCUCUUUCGCCCUCCUCCCAUUUGUCUCAUGCCACAAGCUCAUCUGGUGUAGUGUUGCCUUCAGAACUGAAAACCAGCUUGUCGUCAUCUCUGUUGUCGUCCCCUUCCAAAUCACUUUUGUCUAGUGCAUCCUCCACUGUUACUAGCUCAAAGCCUUUCAUGAGUUUAGUGAAGUCCCUCUCAACAGACAUAGAACCAAAAGAGCCCAUUCCACCCACUAGACACAGACACUUAAUGAAAACCCUAGUCAAGUCUCUGUCUACAGAAACUUCUAAACAGGAACCUGAAUCUGUUUCCUACAAACCGCCUGACUCUAAACUGAACUUGCACCUGUUCAAACAGUUCACCCAGCCUCGGAGUACAGGUGGUGAUUCCAAAACAGCUCCCUCAUCCCCCUUAACAUCUCCGUUGGAUACUCGCUCCUUUUUUAAAGUACCUGAAAUGGAAGCCAAAAUUGAGGACACAAGAAGACGCCUUUCGGAAGUCAUUUAUGAGCCUUUUCAACUCCUCAGUAAAAUAAUGGGUGAUGAGAGUAGUAGCCACAGGCCCAAAGCCUUAUCUUCAAGUGCUUCAGAACUGUCCAAUCUUUCCAGCUUAAAUGGCCAUUUGGAAAGCAAUAACAACUAUAGCAUUAAGGAGGAAGAAUGUGACUCUGAGGGGGACUUCUAUGGAAGUGACUCCAAUAUAAAUAAGAGUAGUCAGCAGCCCCAAACAGCUGAAGAACCUGCAAAAGAGUCUGAAAGUAGAAGUUCCCCACUGUUAAGCACAAAGGACUUGAACUCAAAGGCUUCGUUGGUUCUGGAAAGGUGUUCUCUGUCUGCACUGGCAAGCAAAGCGGAUGAGGAGUUCUGUGAACUGUAUUCGGAGGACUUUUGCGUGAUAGAGGAUGAUGGUAAAUCUGACCAACAAUUGGAAAGUUCGCUGAAGACGGAGAUGCCUGAGGAAAGCUCUACAUCUUUGAACAGUGAAGCUGGAAUUGAACUACACAUGCAGCAGCCUAAACUUCCAUUGAAGACAUUGUACUUCCUCACAAUGUUGAUCUAUGCUUACCUUCUACUCCCUCUCCCUAGUUACUUCAGUGGACUCUUCUUGGGAGUUGCCAUUGGACUUAUGAUUGCUAUGUGUGUAAUUUGGCUUUUUACACCAAGUGCUAGGUAUAACCGGCUGCAUAGGAAUUGGAGCAAGCAGCUGAGUACAGAAUCUCUGGAUAUCCAGGAACCUGAGAUAUUGAAGGGCUGGAUGAAUGAAAUCUAUAAUUAUGAUCCAGAAACCUACCAUGCUACUUUAACUCACUCUAUCUUCGUGCGACUCGAAGGAAGCACCUUAAGACUUUCAAAACCCAACAAAAAUAUUUCCAGAAGGGCUACUUACAAUGAAGCUAAGCCUGAAGUCAUCUAUGUUAGCCAGAAAAUUUAUGAUCUUACAGACAGCAAGAUUCAUCUGGUUCCCAAAAGUUUGGCUCGAAAACGAAUCUGGAAUAAAAAGUAUCCUAUCUGCAUAGAGCUUGAGACACAAGAUGACUUUAUGGCUAAAGCCCAGAUUGAGAAAGAGACUUCAGAAGAGAAGCCAUCUGCAGAAAAAGUAGACUUAAGCAAUGAAGAAUCAAAGAAACCACCUCAGGAUGGAGCAAAGUCAAAUACUCAGAAGGAGCAAGUGCUUUAUCUCUUUGGAAGGACUGGUAGGGAAAAGGAGGAAUGGUUUAGAAGAUUUCUUCUGGCUUCCAAAUUAAAAUCUGAAGGAAAAAAGCCAAUUGUUCUGUGUGGAAACAAGCCAGGGUUCCUCCCAGCACACAGUAGAUCCAAUAGCCAGUCUGGAGUUCUUACACACAGUCGUAGCAGCAGCAAGGGGAGCACAGAAGAAAUCUUCUCUCAACCAAAGCAGAAGGAACUGGCAGCCAGCGUGAGACAAAAAAUGCUCCUGGAUUAUAGUGUGUACAUGGCAAAGUGUAUUCCAGAAGAACAUAAAAGCCCGAUAGCUAGUCCAGUUCACAGUGCCGACAGCAGCCCUACAACUGUGAAGAAGUUGCCUGAUGCCCAUUGUGAAGAGGAAGAGCAGGAAGCAUGGGUAAACGCUUUGCUGGGAAGAAUAUUUUGGGAUUUCUUGGGAGAAAAGUACUGGUCUGACAUGGUUUCUAAGAAGAUACAGAUGAAACUGAGCAAAAUAAAGUUGCCAUACUUCAUGAAUGAGUUAACACUAACUGAACUGGACAUGGGAGUUGCAGUGCCAAAAAUUCUUCAAGCCUACAAACCCACUAUUGAUUAUAAAGGGCUUUGGAUUGACUUGGAAAUAUCCUACAAUGGAUCUUUUCUAAUGACCCUAGAGACCAAAAUGAAUUUGACUAAACUUGGCAAAGAGCCUCUGGCUGAAGCACUGAAAGUUGGAGAGAUUGGCAAAGAAGGUUUCAGGCCACGGGCAUAUUGCCUUGCAGACAGCGAUGAAGAAUCUUCUAGUGCUGGCUCUUCUGAGGAAGAUGAUGCUCCAGAAGCAAUGGGAAGUGAGAAACCUUUAGUGCCGGGAACAGAAGGGUACAUGGGAGGGUACCGAACAAGUAAAAUUAUGAGAUUUGUGGAUAAAAUUACCAAGUCAAAAUAUUUCCAGAGAGCAACGGAGACAGAAUUCAUCAAAAAGAAGAUUGAAGAGGUCUCAAACACUCCACUGCUGCUAACUGUUGAGGUACAGGAAUGUAAAGGAAUGUUGGCAGUUAAUAUACCACCACCACCUACUGAUAGAAUAUGGUACGGUUUUCGAAGACCACCCUACCUGGAGCUAAAAGCUCGUCCGAAGCUUGGUGAGAGAGAGGUAACUUUGGUUCAUGUGACUGAAUGGAUAGAGAGAAAGUUGGAGCAAGAAUUCCAGAAAAUUUUUGUCAUGCCAAACAUGGAUGAUGUUUAUAUUCCUCUAAUGCAUUCUGCCAUGGAUCCCCGCUCAUCAGUGUGCCCUCUGAAAGAUCCUGUCACAGAGACUGCUUUUCAACCAUGAAAUUUGAAGACUGCAGUUUACAGUAUUAACAGCUUUUUUAAUGUUUUUUUUAAAUGAAACUGUCAGUAGGUUUUUGUCCUUGUGCCACAUUUUUUUUCUUUUUUUGAAGAGAAUUGCUUUAUGCCAAUUGUUCCCGUUGUUCAGAUAUUGCUCCUAUCUAUUUGAGUUAGUUGAGCAUUUAAUGCCAUUUCUAAGCCAGUUUAUAACUUUGCAGUGGCUGCUGUUGGGGUUUCAAAACAGUGGCUAUUGUAAAUCUUUCUCAGUAAAGAAUUAGGAAAAGAACAUUCCCACCAAUUGCAAUGAAUCCAGGAGUUUGGAUACAAAUGAAGUUGUUUGUAGGCUUAAUCUUGGCAAUGCAUACAUGCACAGCAUAUAGCAAAGCUUCCCCCUCCUCCCACCCUUUCUCUCAGGCAGUUGGAGGUGUAAACUGAACUGGUAUGUUCUUUCACUUCUGCAGUCUAUAGCUUGUGUCAAGCAAUUUUGAAAUAAACGUUUCUGGAGUUAAGAAUGUAAAUUGGAUGUAUAGGUAAUAUUGUGAAUCACUUCAUGUGGAUUAUACAUAGUAACUUAUUUUUUCAUAUGAAAUUAUGCUUCUUUUGGAAACAAGUAGCCAUAGAACACAUGCAAACAUACAGAAUUGGCUAAUGUGGGAUCUAGUGCUUUUUCAGUGAAAAAAGCAAACAUUAGGCAAAGCCAUGAGACCAAACCAUAGUAAGCCUUUUUUAGUGAGGUACAAUCACCAUGGCUUCCGAUUUUCAGUAAUGAAUGUCAAGACAUGAAUAUACAUGGAAGUGUCUAAUAGUGUGUGCACACAUGUGUGUAGACACUAGAAAUAAUUGCCAUUAGCCCAUAUGAAUUUGUUCCAGUUGAUUUGACUAAUCUUACAUUUCCAUGUGCAAGUUUCCUAAUUGCACCAAUGUUUUAGACAGCACACCAAGCCAAAGGUCUUCUAAGAGUGAUGCAAAACCAGAUUGUAAGUUAACAGCAAGUCUUCAUUAGCUAUUUCUUUGGGCACCUUUUGGGCCACCUUGGUGUGUGACAAUAAGUGCAAUGGCAGCUACAUCAGACUCCAAAGCAGCACUAAAGGUGAUGGCCAACACUUAAAGAGAAACUGCCUUGCUAUUCCUUUUCUGGAUCAAUAUUAAAAAUGAACAUGCACACUUAAAUAGUAACUAUUCUGAACACUAAUAAAUGAUCAACAUCAGUAAUGAAAGUUCUUGAUAUUCAAUAUUGCCAACUACUCAUGUCAAAAGAAUGUUGAUUUAGUUUACAAAGGUGAACUAUUGAACUCGCCUUUUAGUAGUGUACUAUGCUUAAGUAGUGUUUAGACUUUUUUGUACAUCAUGUUGUUCAAUAUGUUUCAUGAUUUGCCAUCACUGAAUGAAGCUAUGCGAGUGAAAGUUUUUUAAAGCACCUUGUUUGAAACACAUUUAAAGAAAAUUAGCAUUUAAUAUAUAAGUAUUCAUAUUUUGGCCACCUAUUUUUGUUACCUAAACUGGGUCUGACCAUUCUGUUUUCUCUACUGUUCCAGCUCUUAUUCUCACUAUGAAAACAUUUUGCCGCCUCUUGAAGUCUGCAUGUCUUAUUCACAGCUUUUUCCCCAUGUGCAAUAACAAUCCCAAUCUAAAGACUAGAUGCACUAAUAUGUAAAGUUAUUCCAGAUUUGACACAAGUGACUACAUUGCAAUUCAUAAUUGGAUUAUGUGGGUCAUUACAAUGGGCUUGCUUUGUUUUCUGAAAUAAAUUUAUCCCAUGUCAA
Hemicordylus capensis (graceful crag lizard) is the source of this 5445-nucleotide messenger RNA. It is a transcript of the gene TEX2, whose product is annotated as testis expressed 2. The transcript is spliced from 14 exons. The record is from RefSeq and is a predicted model, not a curated record. Gene Ontology annotation, molecular function: lipid binding. Bases 333 to 3686 code for a protein of 1117 amino acids. Gene Ontology annotation, cellular component: endoplasmic reticulum. NCBI's taxonomy places the organism in Eukaryota, Metazoa, Chordata, Lepidosauria, Squamata, Cordylidae.